This is a messenger RNA of Heteronotia binoei (common prickly gecko), 2976 nucleotides long. RefSeq names its product fetuin-B-like. Gene Ontology annotation, biological process: negative regulation of endopeptidase activity; binding of sperm to zona pellucida. Gene Ontology annotation, cellular component: extracellular region. Bases 45 to 1694 code for a protein of 549 amino acids. Lineage: Eukaryota; Metazoa; Chordata; Lepidosauria; Squamata; Gekkonidae. The record is from RefSeq and is a predicted model, not a curated record. The transcript is spliced from 7 exons. Gene Ontology annotation, molecular function: metalloendopeptidase inhibitor activity; cysteine-type endopeptidase inhibitor activity.
UUCCUUGCCAGCUCCAGACUCCUAGAUCUCGAGCCCUUUCCAGAAUGGUGUUCCUUAUUUCUGUGCUCAUUGGGACACAGAUACUGUGCUCCCUGGCUGGCUAUCCUCCUUUUCAAGAACCUCCAUCGUCUCCCGGCCUGUUGAUGUCCCCACCAUGUAACAGUUCUUCAGUAAAGGCAGUUGCAGACCUGGCCCUAGACAAGCUCAAUGAAGACCGCCGGACAGGCUACGUCCUGGGACUCCAACGAAUCUUCUACGCCUACGAACUUGAAUGGCAAGAGACCGGGCUUGUCUAUUAUCUCACCCUGGAUGUGCUGGAAACGGAAUGUCACGUCCUAAGCAGGAAGCCCUGGAAGGAUUGUGGGUUUAGACCUGCACACGAAUCGGUGUAUGGGCAGUGCAAAGUAACCUUCUACAUAAACAAGCCGUGGAGAAUUCUUCACCUGUUCAACUACGACUGCAUUUUACAACCAAUCCCAGCAGCUGCUUUUCUAAGAACCUGCCCUGAUUGCCCAGUCCCUGGGAACCCAACUGAGCCCAGGUAUCUGGAGGCAGCUAUUCUGAGUCUUGCCAAAUUCAAUGCAGAAAACAACCACAUUCAUUACUUUAAGCUCCGCAACGUCACCAGAGCACGGUCACAGUGGGUCGUCGGUCCUUCAUACUUUGUGAGCUACGUUAUCCAGGAGACAUCCUGCUCCAAAAGCCAGGCUCUGGAAGACCUCUCCAAUUGUUCAUUCCUCCCGGAUGAGACAGCAGAUGUGGGUGUAUGCAAAGGCUCCGUGACAAACAGCCAGAUUGAACAUCGAAAGUUUAUCUCCGCUGACUGUGAAAUCUUCCACCCGCAGCCACAGGUCAAUGGGGGACAACAAACUGGAAACAGGAAACCUGGACAACAGAAUGGUGAGGAAAGCCAUGAGGACGAUGGUCAUUCUAAGGGCGGAAGGAAAGGACACCAUGAUGGUCACUCUGAGGGCAGAAGGGAAGGACACCAUGAUGGUCACUCUGAGGGCAGAAGGGAAGGACACCAUGAUGGUCACUCUGAGGGCAGAAGGGAAGGACAACAUGAUGGUCACUCUGAGGGCAGAAGGGAAGGACACCAUGAUGGUCACUCUGAGGGCAGAAGGGAAGGACACCAUGAUGGUAAUUCAGCGGGUAGAAGGAAAGGACACCGUGGUCACCACCAUCACCCUCAUGACCGCCACCACCACAAACAUCACAGGCAUCAUAAGAACGACUCACUUGAUCAAGAACCUGGGCAGGAUCAUCCCACUUCUGAUGUCUCUGAGACCUCACCACAUCUGGAGAAGACAGUGGGCCGGGUGGUAGUCCUUCCUUUAUCGGACACUCACGUAUCUCUCCACUCCUUACCAGAUAUCGAAGCCGAGCGAUUAGAUGGUGUUCCUGUCCCUCCUCGAUCACAGGGGCCCAAACCCAAUCCUCACCUUCCUGACAUUCAUGGUGCUCCUGACGAGAGCCGUCCACUGGGCAAACCAACGGGGCAUCCUGACAUGGCUAAGCCAGUUAGCCCGGUCGUCCCUCCUCCAUUCCCACCUGGGUUUGCACAAUUGGAAACCUGUCCGGGAGAAAUCCUAGUCAACAUUCAUGGCCUUGAGCCUUUACUGCCCAAAAUGCCUGCAAAGUUGUCACCAACAGAGAUCCCUUACUACCAAGCUAAAGAAAAAGUGAAACACUGAAAGGAUAUUCAGACUCACUGUCCUCUCUGAAUGAGAGAAGCAGGGGAAGGUGAGAGAGGGUAGUUUUUUGUGUUCUCACAUUAGCAGGGUUUCUUUUGUAACAGGAACUCCUUUUCAUAUUAGGCCACACCCCACUGAUGUAGCCAAUCCUCCAAGAGCUUACAGUAGGCCCUGUGAUAACAGCCCUGAAAACUCUUGGCCGAUUGGCUAAAUAAGAGGGGUGUGACCUAAUAUGCAAAGGAGCUCCUGCUACAAAAAAAAAGCCCUGCUGAUUAGGUAAUGUCAAGAUCUCCCAUUUAGUACUAAAUCAUGUCAGAGUGCCAAAGAAGGUUCCAUCACCUCGUCAUCUACGCAACCAGUGGAAUUUCCCCCUAAGUGAAUUCCUGCUUGCAUAUUUCCUGCGUUGUCGGAGCCCCACCAGACAUAAGCAGUCACUUCCCCCUUAUAUUGUUCACAUGUCAUGCCCAGGGCUAUUUUUGUAGCAGGAACGCCUUUGCAUAUUAGGCCACACACCCCUGAUGUAGCCAAUCCUCCUGGAUCUUACAGUAGGCCAUGUACUAAGAGCCCUGUAAGCUCUUGGAGGAUUGGCUACAUCAGGGGUGUGCGGCCUAACAGGCAAAGGAGUUCCUGCUACAAAAAAAAGCCUUCUGACUCUGUUAUGCAUAGGACAUGUAUACAGAAAGAGAUAGGGGGAUCUAAUUUCUACACUGAAAGAAUGUGUUAUCAGUAUCUGUGGCAGAUUGGUACCCUAAAAUGGCCCAGAAGCAAACAGCCCCACUGGAAUCAGUAACGCAUUGUUCCUUUUGCUGCAGGAAUGGGCAAUGAAGGAAUGUGAUUCGGGAAAUGAUGCUAUAUAUUCAGGGGUGGAAUUCUAGCAGGAGCUCCUUUGCAUAUUAGGCCACACCUCCCUGUUGUAGCCAAUCCUCCAAGAGCUUACAAGGCUCUUUUUUGUAAGCUCUUGGAGGACUGGCUACACCAGGGAGGUGUGGCCUAAUAUGCAAAGAAUAGAAUUGCUAGAAUUCCACCCCUGUAUCUGUUAAGUUCCAUAUGGCUCAAGGAGGCAAGUCUGAUUCCAUCCUGUUUGACAAAGUGUGGAUGCACGUGGACACUCACAGCCUGAAUAAAUCUUCAUUGGUCUUAAAGGUGCUAUUGGACUGUAACCUUGUACCCUCUCUAUUUCCCCUGUCCCAAGAUUCGCUGAGCAUCCCAUUUGCAUCUUAAUCUUUCAUCCUUCUCUCGAUAAAGUGUGUCGCUAUGAAGUUGAUAAAUGCCUUUGAUCAAA